CACAUUAUUGGCAACAAGAUCCAGAUUUCUUCACAUGGCAAUUGGUUUUGCCAAUGAUCCUUGAACUUGUGGGCACCUUAACUUGCUUAGAGCUAGGAUAACGUCGUUGUUCUCCAUGCAAGAGUUAAAUGUGUUCAAGAAGGAGUGCGGUAGACUGUGGUUUCGAAAAUUAACACCCGGCGAAGAUGGAUUACUACUUUCCAUCUCACAAUCAAUGUCGAGCGCCCUGGCCUCGAUCAAGCACUGUGUUAGGUUCACGCAGCUUGCAUUCAGUGGUGCAGGAGAUUCCUUUGUAGCUGGUGACCAGCAGGGAAACAUCUUCCUCUUUCUACCUCAGCAGAAACACAUUUACUUUAUUGGUAAAGACUGGCACCCCUUGCACAGCUCUAGCAUUCAAUUUGUGCAGAAAAAAUGAGGUUUUAGUUGCAUCCGGAGAUUGUUCUCUAAGAUGUUAUGAUACAGAAAGGAAGGAAUUGGUGAGCUUGAUGAAGGAUCAUGAGUCUUCAAUAUCUUCCAUAUCAAUCCAUGCGUCCGGACGGCAUGCUCUAACAACUGCCAACGAGAUUGCUCAAAUCUGGGAUCUUGAUACAUUCACAAAGAAGAAGACUUUAAAUGGUGCACAGACUGUUGGAAUCCAGCAGGUGUUUUUCCUUCCUUUGAGUAACACAAUGAUUUCGAGCUUCAAAGAUGACAGCAUUUUUGCAUGGGAUUUUGAGAGCUUGGUAUGCAAAUAUCAGUUGCCAAUACCAGAAGGGCAACCGCCACAUUAUCGUGCCUUUGCCACACCCAAAGAUGGAAGACUGCUUGCUGCUGGAGGAAGAUCUCAUUUUCUUCACAUCUGGACUUUGGAGUCGAAGAAAUUAUUACGAAUAAUUGAUUUACCAACUAAAGUGCGGUUGGUGAAACAACUGAAUUUCAUUGCAGACAGUUUUGAUGGUGGCUCAAGUCAAACGCUUGGCAUUCUCUCCCAAGAUGGCAUUAUCCGGUUUGUCAACAUUCAUACUUGCAAACUGGUGUUCGAAGUUGGAUCCCAUGAAAAGCGCAUCAGUUCCUUCAAUCUAAGUCCAAACGGUUCGGACAUGGCGUGUAUUAUGGACAGCGGUUCUAUAAAUAUUUACAGCAUACCGGCUCUGACAAGCCAUUUGAAACAGGCACCAGCUCCGGUGUUUAAAACACUGGUCGAUGAUCGCUUGCGCAAGAAGACUGGUGGCGACUCCACGGUCGAAUCGACCUCCAUGGAGGAUCCCAGGAAGAGAGUGGAAACGAGUUCAUUCUCGAAACGAAGGACUGUCGUGAAGCCAUCCUGGUUGAAGCCUUCCGAGACAACAACGGAAGAUGAACAGAGCACGGUCAGUGAUGGUCUCAGUCACAGCCGACUGAAGGCUAUCCUUAAAGGUUAUGGGGAAUAUCCUGCAAAAUAUAGAAUGUUCAUAUGGCGAAGUCUUCUUGAACUCCCAGAGAAUCAUGCUGCAUUCUGUAGUCUGGUUGACAAAGGAACUCAUUCAGCGUUUGUGAGACUGCACGAAAACUAUCCCAUCAAGAGCAGAAAGCUGUUGCGAAUCUUGCAAAGGAUUUUGUCCGCCCUGGCUCACUGGUCAGCGGUAUUCGGCGAGACAGAAUACCUUCCACUUCUCGUGUUUCCUUUUGUGAAGUUGUUCCAGAACAACCAGUUGAUAUGUUUCGAAGUAGUCGCAACAGUUCUAGUCAACUGGUGUCAAAAUUGGUUCGAGUUCUUUCCAAAUCCGCCAAUCAACUUAUUGGGCAUGGUCGAAAAUCUUCUUGUUUAUCAUGACAAAAACCUCUUACACCAUCUCGUUCAGGCCGACAUCAAAUCUCAGAUAUAUUGUUGGCCGAUUAUCGAAACAUUAUUUUCUGAAGUUCUCACGAAGGAGGAAUGGCUGCGAAUAUGGGAUCAUAUCUUCAGCAAUCAUCCAUCGUUUCUGUUGUUCCUCGUCACUUCGUAUCUCAUAUGCUCGAGAAAGGUUCUCUUGCAAUGUACUGCUAAGGAAGACUUUGAGUACUUUGUUCAUCACCGCAACGCCUGCGAUAUCUCAGCAGUCAUUCAAGAAGCUUACCAUCUUCAAAACACCUCCCCAUCUGACAUUGAUCCUGGGAAAAUGUUGGAAGACUUCAAACCGCUUACCAAAGGACAGUAUCCGGUCUUCAAUAAAUAUCCCAAGUUUAUCGUUGAUUAUCAGGUUCAAGAAAGGGAGCGAAUACGACAAGAGGAAUUGGAAUAUCUUCAACAAAGGCAACUGGCUGUAGAAUUAAAAAAACAAGCGGAACAGAGGAAAGAAUCAGAAGAGGCAUUUUAUCGCAAGCAGGAGUUGAUGAUGGAGGCUGAGAAACAAAGACGCGAUCUUAUCUUACUGGAGGAACAAAAACUAGCUGAUCAGAGAGUCAGGUUACAAGCAAUGAAACGCGAAGUUCACACGCGAGAGCUGCAGUUGAUGGACGCUGUGAGACGGAAAUACAUGGAAAAUCAGAGCAAGAUCAAGGAGGUUGAACUAAAGAGGAUGGAUGAUGAAAUACAACGCAAGGCAAUGCAACGAGAGCAGGAAACCCAAGCAGCUCUGGAUGACAUUGAAAUAAAGAAUUUGGAACUGCAAGCCCAGAAAGAGGCGCUUCAACACGAGUUGGCAAAGAAGGACGUGAAAGCAACCUUUGAGUUGAGAGCCGGUUUUGAAUCACACCAACGUCAGAAAGAGCUUGAGGACGAGCUAUUUCGUCGUGCAACAGAAAUGAGAGAGGAAACAGAUUUGAAUAACAAUAUGGUGAAACACGCCCGCUUGGGAAAUUCGCAACAGAGAAACCUGGAUUUGGAAACGCAAACUGAUCUGGAGCUUCGUAAAAGACUGGACGACAUGGAAACGGAGUUGCAACAAACACAGUUGACCAAACGUAUUCUUGAAAACAAAAGUAGAGAAGGGGAAAUAGCGAAAUUGAUUGAAGACUCAAAGGAGAAAGAGGAUGGUAUACGUCGUAGCAAGGCUGCCGAACUGGGCAGACAGCAAUACCUUGCGAGGAUGGACGAGGAACGCCGAUUAAGACAUCUUAAUACGCAGUCUGAUUAUAGUACACCGUCUAGGGACACGGGGGAAGUGUCAGGUCCCUCGUUAGAAAGACAGAGAGCAACGUUUGAAAAGAGAGAGAUUGAACUCAUGGCUGAUGUCAGAGAACUGCGUCGAAAGUUAGCUGAAAGGCUGACAAAACCAUCCAGACUUUCAUAUGAGGACACCGAGACUUCAUCUUCACUGCAAAAUGCGGAUGUAGACUAACAUACCUGCACAUUGUUUCAGCUGUUUCAAAGAGCUGUUUUGCCUUCUUGGUCAACUUGCAUUGGUGCGGCCUGCACGGCUUCAUAACUGGCCAGUUGUGACAAGAGAAUUGAGAUCUUGGGGCGUUUAAGCAUGUCAGCCUGCAGAUGGAGUUAUGAUGUAUUAGACUGAGUUUUAGUUCCAGAGAUCAGCAAUUGACAAAGAUUUUGCAUAUAGAAGUUUGCAUAUCGUAGUUGUCUAUAUAAUAUCUCUUUACAUAUAACAUGUAGUAUAUUUUCGGGACAAAUUUUUUUAUAUGUGAACAGUAACUGAUAAAUCA
This is a messenger RNA of Dendronephthya gigantea, 3597 nucleotides long. RefSeq names its product TBC1 domain family member 31-like. Gene Ontology annotation, cellular component: centrosome. Gene Ontology annotation, molecular function: protein binding. The transcript has 25 exons. Bases 486 to 3278 code for a protein of 930 amino acids. NCBI's taxonomy places the organism in Eukaryota, Metazoa, Cnidaria, Anthozoa, Malacalcyonacea, Nephtheidae. The record is from RefSeq and is a predicted model, not a curated record.